CGGCGCGGCGGAGUUCCGGGCGGUGCGGCGGCGGCGGCGGAGUUCCGGGCGGUGCGGGGUUCCGGGCGGCUCGGUCCCUUCCCGCCUCCCUUCCCCCCCUUCCCCUCCCCCCCCCCCCGGUCCUCCCCCCGCACCGGGAGCGCGGCCGCGGCGGUCAGGGCCGGGAGCGGAGGGCCAUGGAGCCGCGCACAGGCUGACCCCAGGCUGCCCUGAGCCCAGCUGCCAGCAGGGGUCCAUGAGCUCAGCUGCUCGGCUAUGGACAUCGUCCUCUCCGACUUCGUGCGCUCCACGGGGGCAGAGCCAGGGCUGGCCAGAGACCUGCUGGAGGGCAAGAACUGGGACCUGAGUGCAGCCCUGAGUGACUUCGAGCAGCUGAGGCAGGUCCAUGCUGGGAACCUUCCUCCUUCCUUCAACGAGGGAAGAGGCUGCAGAGGCCCUGAGAAGGAGGCAGCUCGGCCAGGGAGGCCUCCCCUGCAGCGCCAGGAUGACCUCGUGCAAGAGAAGCGUCUGUCCCGGGGCAUCUCCCACGCCAGCUCCACCAUCGUGUCCCUGGCUCGCUCCCACGUCUCCAGCGAGGGCAGCAGCGAGCACCUGCUGGAGAUGCCAAUCUGCACCUUCCAGCUGCCAGACCUCAGCGCCUACACCGAGGACUUCCGCAGCUUCAUCGAGCGCGACCUGAUCGAGCAGUCCAUGCUGGUGGCCCUGGAGCAGGCAGGUCGGCUCAACUGGUGGGUGAACGUCGAGCCCAGCUGCCAGCGCCUGCUCCCCCUGGCGACCACCGGCGAUGGGAACUGCCUGCUGCAUGCUGCCUCCCUGGGCAUGUGGGGGUUCCACGACAGGGACCUGAUGCUCCGCAAGUCCCUGCACGCCCUGAUGGACAGAGGCGCCGAGAGGGAGGCCCUGAGGCGCCGCUGGCGCUGGCAGCAGACACAGCAGAACAAAGAGUCUGGUCUGGUUUACACCGAGGAGGAGUGGCAGAAGGAGUGGAAUGAGCUGAUCAAGCUGGCAUCCAGCGAGCCUCGGGUCCACUACGGCACCAACGGCCCCGGCUGCGGCGGCGUGGAGAGCUCCGAGGAGCCUGUGUACGAGAGCCUGGAGGAGUUCCACGUCUUUGUCCUGGCCCAUGUGCUGAAGAGACCUAUUGUGGUGGUGGCAGACACCAUGCUGAGGGACUCAGGGGGAGAAGCUUUUGCCCCCAUUCCCUUUGGAGGCAUCUACCUGCCCUUGGAGGUCCCAGCCAGCAAGUGCCAUCGAUCUCCACUGGUCCUGGCCUAUGACCAAGCUCAUUUCUCUGCCCUGGUAUCCAUGGAGCAGAAGGAGCCCAUGAAAGAGCAAGCUGUCAUCCCCCUGACUGACUCCGAGCACAAGCUGCUCCCUGUGCACUUCGCCGUGGACCCCGGCAGGGACUGGCAGUGGGGGAAGGACGACAACGACAACGUCAAACUGGCCAGUGUGACACUGUCACUGGAGGCCAAGCUGCAGCUGCUGCACACCUACAUGAGUGUCAAGUGGAUCACCCUGCCCUGUGACAUGCAGGCUCCUUUGGCCCAGCCAGAGUCCCCCACAGCCUCUGCAGGGGAUGAGGUUCGCUCAGCUGCAGAGUCAGGGGAGUCAGACAAGGAGUCUGUGUGCAGCAGCUCCGCCAGCAACGGCGGCGCCAGAGCCUGCAGGGAGAAGGAGAAAGCCAAGAAGGAGAGGGAGAAGGAGAAGGAGAAGAAGAGAGCAGACUCAGUGGCCAACAAGCUGGGCAGCUUUGGCAAGAGCCUGGGCAGCAAGCUGAAGAAGAACAUGGGUGGCCUGAUGCACCCCAAAGGCAGCCGCGGGGCGCUGAGCAACGGGCAGCAGGGAGACAGCCUGGAGAAGAAGAAGCUGAAAGGCUCCACCAAAGGCAGGAAAGGUAGCAAAGAAGAAGCCCCCCAAGGGGAUCUGUCCCCCCUGGCAGACAGGAGCAGUUGUCAGGUCAAAGGAGGCCUGGAGAAGCCUUCAGACCCUUCCAAGUACAGCAACGACGUGAGGCUGAGCCUCAGCAUCCUGCGGGCGGCCAUGCAGGGCGAGCGCAAGUUCAUCUUUGCUGGGCACCUGAAGACCAGCACCAGGCACCAGUACCAGGAGGAGAUGAUCCAGAGGUACCUCCUGGAUGCUGAGGAACGUUUCCUGGCCGAGCAGAAGCAGAAGGAGGCCGAGAAGAAGGCUCUGAACAACCUCACUCCAGCCAAGAGAGCGGAGCUGGAGAGCGGCGCCCACAAGGCUGAGGAGGGGAUGGGCACUGCCACCUACCCUCAGCCUGCUCCUGCCUACAGCCUCCAGAGCCCGGAGCUGGCCUUAGGGGCCAAGAUCCCAGCUUUUCCCUCGGGAUAUUCUGGAGUUUUCACCUUUCCCAGACCCUCCUUGGGGGGCGGUGUGGAAGGAUCCCAUCCCCAAGGCUACCCCGAGAGCCGGCGGCAGGUGGCCGGGGGUGGUGCCUGCAGCAGCCUCCCUCCCUAUGCCACCUUGCCCAGGCACUGCGGGCAGGCACGGCCCAACCCCUGCCAGCCCAACCCCUCCCAGCAGCUGGCAAGGCUCUCCCCCACGGACAUGGACACCCAUCCCCCCUUCCCUCUGGAAUGCCAGGCAGCCGCUCGCCUCCCGCCGCCGCCGCAUCCCAGCAACGGCUUCAGGGAUCCCCUGGGGGAGCAGGAAGGGCUCGGGGGGACCCCAGAACGGAGCAAAGCUCGACCCCCCUGCAGCGUUCAGCAGCCCAAAUGCAAGCAGCCCAACUGCAGCUUCUAUGGGCACCCUGAGACUGGCAACUUCUGCUCCUGCUGCUACCGGGAGGAGCUGAAGCGCAAGGAGCGGGAGGCUCUGGUGCACAGGUUCUGAGCUCCUGGGGGGGGGGGGGGGGGUGGGGGAGCUCUGUUUGUGCCCCCCCCCAAGCCCCCUACUCCUCCAGCUUGGCACCUCCCAAAGCCAAAAGCAAGUGGGAAUGCAGUGCUGGAGCAGAGCUGCUUUGUGCUCUGCAGCCUCCUGCAGCCAGCUCCUCCGCG
Molecule: messenger RNA, 3023 nt
Organism: Pogoniulus pusillus (Red-fronted tinkerbird)
Lineage: Eukaryota; Metazoa; Chordata; Aves; Piciformes; Lybiidae
Gene: OTUD7B
Product: OTU deubiquitinase 7B
Exons: 12
Coding region: 256-2859 (867 amino acids)
Biological process (GO): protein K48-linked deubiquitination; protein deubiquitination involved in ubiquitin-dependent protein catabolic process; protein K11-linked deubiquitination
Cellular component (GO): nucleus; cytoplasm
Molecular function (GO): K63-linked polyubiquitin modification-dependent protein binding; zinc ion binding; cysteine-type deubiquitinase activity
Source: RefSeq, a predicted model, not a curated record